Messenger RNA from Prorocentrum cordatum, 1187 nucleotides. The record is from the annotation of a GenBank genome assembly. NCBI's taxonomy places the organism in Eukaryota, Dinophyceae, Prorocentrales, Prorocentraceae.
UGCCCGCGGCGGAAGCCUCGCGCGCAGCGGCUGCCUCGCCAGCAGCGGCAGCGCCAUCAGCAGUGGCCUUGCCCGCGGCGAAGACCUCGCACGCGGAGGCGGUCUCGCCUGCGCCAGCCAUGCCCGCGGCGGAAGCCUCGCGCUGCGCCUCGCCAGCAGCGGCAGCGCCAUCAGCGGUGGCCUCGCCCGCGGCGGAGACCUCGCACGCGGAGGCGGUCUCGCCUGCGCCAGCCAUGCCCGCGGCGGAAGCCUCGCGCGCAGCGGCUGCCUCGCCAGCAGCGGCAGCGCCAUCAGCGGUGGCGUCGCCCGCGGCGGAGACCUCGCACGCGGAGGUGGUCUCGCCUGCGCCAGCCAUGCCCGCGGCGGAGGCCUCGCGCGCAGCGGCUUCCUCGCCAGCAGCGGCAGCGCCAUCAGCGGUGGCCUCGCACGCGGCGGAGACCUCGCACGCGGUGGCGGUCUCGCCUGCGGCAGCAGCGCCGUCGGCGGUGGACUCGCGCGCGGCGGCGGCCUCGCCCGCGGCGUCGGCCUCGCGCGUGCUGGCGCUCUCGCGGGCGGCGGUGCCCUCGCCCGUGGCGGCGCUGACGGCGGUGGCGGCCAGGGCCGGGAGUGCUGGCUCGCCCGCUGGCCGCGGCAGCCCAGGGGCCUGCCGGUCUCCGGCGCAGUCCCUGCUCAAGCGCAACGUGGAGGCCUUCCUGCGGAGGUGCGACAGCGCCAGCAGGCACUCGGACAGCCCCUCGGGCGGCCCGCCGACCCCGGCGCACGGCGGGGGCGCCGCCGCCGGCGACCACGGCGCCGCCGCGGCCGCCAGGGGCCUGCUCGGCGACGCCACGCCCGCUGGCGCCGCGGCCAGCGCCGAUGCCGCCGCGGCGUCCGCGGACGGCAGCGAGGCGUUGUCGCCGGCGUCGCUGCAGGACACCGCCGCGGCGGCGGCCGCGGCGGCGGCCGCGGCCACGGAGAGGAGGCUGGCCCGGCUCGUCGCCGCCGGCGGGAAGCCGCGCCCGAAGCCCACCCCGAUCGACACGAGCUCCGGGCUCCCGAUGGCGGCCCAGCCGUCGAUCGACUGAGCGGGGGGCGGGGCGGCCCCCGUGCUUCCCCAGCGCGCGCCCAGAUGGUGCCGAAAAGUGCAGUGCCGUUUUUUGAUACAUGCUCCGCGUGCGGGUCAUGUAUGAAAAAUGCAUGGAUCUAGU